AGGCAGCAACACCUCCGAUAGUUCUAUUCGUUCAUCUAGAGCACGCUCUGGAAUUACGCAUAUCUCCACGGCUUCUUGAGUUCCCCCGCCCAGCGCCUGCUCGUCCGCCGUCGCGUUGGCCGUGUUGUUGGAAGCAGUGAUAGGGUGAUAGUAACGUGUCAACCUACGUGCUUCUCCGACUGAUUCCUCCUCCAACACAUCUCGAAGCAACAAUGGCGAAAGGGUCGCUCAAAAGCAGAAUCGAGGGCAACUCCCUGGACCUGAGUCUCAGCGAGCUGACAGAACCACCUGUGAAGGAACUCGCCGAGCUGCCCAAAGCCACCCGGCUAGACCUGUCGUGCAACAAGAUAGCCAGUUUGCCGGACGCCUUCUGCUCGCUCGUGCACCUCAAAGAAGUGGACCUGAGCAAGAACCGGUUGAAAGAGCUGCCCGCCAACUUCGGCAGGCUGAACAACAUUCAGCGACUCGACCUGUACGCGAACAACCUGACGACGCUUCCGCUGAGCAUGUGCCGCAUGAAGAACCUGCGCUGGCUGGACCUCAAGGACAACCCCCUGGAACCGCGCCUCAAGGCCGUGGCCGGUGACUGCCUCGACGAAAAGCAGUGCCAGCAGUGCGCUAAAAAGGUGGUUGAGUACCUCCAAGCUCAAGCUUCCGAGGUGGAAAGAGAAAAGCAGAAGAAGUUGAAGGCACAAAGAGAACAAGAAGCAAUACUGAAAGCGAAACAGGAAAAAGAGGCAGAGAAGCAGCGGUUGGAGAAGAAGGCCGAACGGGAAAAGAAGAAAGCUGAACAGCGGCUGAAAAGGGAACAGCAACAUCUUCAGAAGCUCCAAAAGGAGGACACCUCUGCCCAGCAAAGGCAAAGCAAUGCCAAAUCGGGCCCAAAACAAACAAAGGGCCGGGACGCCGGAGGAGCCAAAAGAGGCGGAUGCUGUUCGGCAUUGCUGAAAAUGCUGCUCCUGGUCCUUUUCAUGGCCAUCUCGUUGUUCAGCGCCGCAGUGGCGUUCUCCUUCUACAAACAUAAAUACCCUCUGAGCUGGCCUUAUCUUCAAGAGGUGGUGGAGAAUCACUGGCACGUCGUCUGUGUCCAAGCAGGGCAUAGCUCAAACAUAGCUGCUGCACAGUUUAAGGUUUGGUCUAAGGCUGCUGUGCAGUGGAUGCAAUCGCUACAGGCCAAAUGGGCAACUCAGUCAAAGAACUGACCACCACUUUUUUUUCUUUCGCUUGGUUUCUAGGAUGCAGUUUUCAUCGACCGCGACUGUGUACAUAUGACAAGUUUGUGUAUGGCCGUUGGGCUGUACGCUUUACACUGGCGAUAAUAUGAUUAGAUCUUUACUUUACGACAUAUUUUUCUGUACCGCAUCCUUCGGAACGUUCAGUAAAACUGCGUUCACUCUAAAAACAAAAAA
This is a messenger RNA of Ixodes scapularis (black-legged tick), 1409 nucleotides long. Its product is annotated as leucine-rich repeat-containing protein 59. The record is from RefSeq and is a predicted model, not a curated record. The coding region runs from base 213 to 1202 and encodes 329 amino acids. Gene Ontology annotation, molecular function: protein binding. NCBI's taxonomy places the organism in Eukaryota, Metazoa, Arthropoda, Arachnida, Ixodida, Ixodidae. The transcript is spliced from 7 exons.